Pterocles gutturalis (yellow-throated sandgrouse) is the source of this 2402-nucleotide messenger RNA. It is a transcript of the gene ZNF618, whose product is annotated as zinc finger protein 618. The annotation marks the transcript as partial. The record is from RefSeq and is a predicted model, not a curated record. NCBI's taxonomy places the organism in Eukaryota, Metazoa, Chordata, Aves, Pterocliformes, Pteroclidae. The transcript has 9 exons. Gene Ontology annotation, molecular function: protein dimerization activity.
CUCUCUUGCUGGUUCUGUUCUCUUGCAGACCCCUAUGACCAGGCCGUCAUAGCAGCAGAUGAAGUGAAGGAGGAGGAACCAGAGCCGUUCCAGAAGAUUGGUCCAAAAACUGGCAAUUACACCUGUGAAUUCUGUGGCAAGCAGUACAAAUACUACACUCCCUACCAGGAACAUGUGGCGCUGCAUGCACCUAUUAAGUUCUCUCGAUCUCCACUCUUCGUGGCAGUGAAGACACAAGCGAGUCAAUCCAGCAAAAAAACACCGGCUUCAAUAAACCGAUGUUCUACCCUCCUGCACCGCACCCCCUCCAGUGUCCCACCGACAUCCCAAUCCCAGAUGUUCCGCACUCCAAAUUCUGGAUCCCCAGGAAGCAAGGCCAUUACAGCAGAAAGUGCUUUCAGCAGGGGAGUGGAAGGCAAAGUGCAAAACAACUUUGAAGAAACAAACAGCAAUUCUCAGAACUCCAGCGCUGUUCAUUCGGGGACAGAAAAACCUAAAGAAAAGAGGUGUAAGCAGAAUCCAUCAGAAACUGCAAGUCCCCUGAUUUCAAAUCCUUUCCCGCUUUUGCAAAAGCCUUACACCUGUGGAGCUUGUGGAAUCCAGUUCCAGUUUUAUAACAAUCUCCUGGAGCACAUGCAGUCCCACGCAGCUGACAACGAGAACAAUAUUGCCUCUAGCCAGCCCAGAUCACCUCUAACUGUUGUUGAAGAAAAGUGGAAACCACAGCUCCAAAGAAAUAACGCCAACAAUACAUCCGCGAGCGGUUCGGUAGGGAACAGCGCGAUCCCAGAGAAGGAGCGGCAGAACAUUGCCGAGAGGCUCCUGAGGGUGAUGUGCACUGACCUUGGGGCUCUGAGUGUGGUGAGUGGGAAGGAAUUCAUCAAGCUAGCACAGACCCUGGUGGAUAGCGGAGCUCGCUAUGGUGCCUUCUCUGUCACCGAAAUCCUUGGCAAUUUCAACACACUGGCUCUGAAGCAUUUGCCUCGGAUGUACAACCAAGUGAAGGUGAAAGUCACCUGCGCCCUGGGCAGCAACGCAUGCCUUGGCAUCGGUGUCACCUGCCACUCGCAGAGCAUCGGCCCCGACUCUUGCUACAUCCUGACAGCUUAUCAGGUGGAGGGCAACCACAUCAAGAGUUACGUCCUGGGAAUUAAGGGUGUAGACAUUCGAGAUAAUGGUGAUUUUAUCCACCACUGGGUACAGAACGUGCUCUCGGAGUUUGUGAUGUCGGAGAUCAGGACGGUGUACGUCACAGACUGCAAAGUCAAUUCCUCUGCGUUCUCCAAGGCAGGCAUGUGCUUGCGUUGUUCGGCCUGUGCCUUGAACUCAGUAGUGCAGAGCGUGCUGAAUAAGCGAACACUACAGGCUCGCAAUAUGCACGAAGUGAUCGAGCUCCUGAAUGUCUGUGAAGAUCUGGCAGGAUCCACGGGCCUCUCGAAGGAGACCUUUGGCUCCCUGGAAGAGACCUCUCCCCCACCCUGCUGGAACUCGGUCACCGACUCCCUCCUGCUCGUCCACGAGCGCUACGAGCAGAUCUGCGAGUUCUACAGCAGGGCCAAGAAGAUGAACCUCAUCCAAAACCUAAACAAACACCUGCUCAGCAACCUGGCAGCCAUUCUGGCCCCGGUGAAACAGGCAGUGAUUGAGCUGAGCAACGAGCGCAGGCCCACCUUGCAGCUGGUACUGCCCACCUACGUCAAACUGGAGAAACUGUUCACUUCCAAAGCUAACGAUGCUGGCGUAGUCAGCAAACUCUGCCACCUCUUCUUGGAGGCGCUGAAAGAGAACUUCAAAGUUCAUUCGGCACACAAGGUAGCCAUGAUCUUAGACCCUCAGCAGAAGCUGCGGCCCGUCCCACCGUACCAGCACGAAGAGAUCAUUGGCAAGGUCUGUGAGUUGAUCAAUGAGGUGAAAGAGUCCUGGGCAGAAGAAACAGAAUUUGAACCUUCAACCAAGAAGCCUCGGGCAGCAGGGGAAGCCACAGCAGCUCAGGAAGAAGAUUGGUUCGGGAAAAAUGAAGUCUAUGAUUAUUUGCAAGAACCUCUCUUCCAGGCCACCCCUGACCUGUUUCAGUACUGGUCGUGUGUUACCCAAAAGCAUACAAAACUAGCCAAGCUAGCCUUUUGGCUCCUAGCAGUGCCUGCUGUUGGUGCCAGAAGCGAAUGUGUAAAUAUGUGUGAGCAGGCUCUCUUAAUCAAAAGGAGACGGCUACUCAGUCCAGAAGACAUGAACAAACUCAUGUUUUUGAAGUCCAACAUGCUUUAAGACUGUCUUUUAAUUAAAACAAAACUUUAAAACACUGUUCCAAACAAAGAAAAAGAAUUUUAAGUUCUAAACACUGUGGACCUCAUUAUGAAUGCCCCUGGAAACCAAGUGCUUUUUUAUAUAUAUAUAAAAAUAUA